UGCUUCGAACGUGGCGACGGCAGGCUGUCGCAUGCUUUGACGGCUGGCCCGGCGAUACGCGCUUGCUGAGAUUUGUGCGCCAGACAUUGUUGUCCGUAAAGCCAACUUAGCGUAUGCUAAAUUGUAACGUCCCAUUGGCAAUGUUGCGUGGCCGUUGCGGAUCCAGCAGGCGCAGCAUGUCGUCGACCGAUCUUCGUUACAACGGCGAGGCAGGACGGUUUCAUGAUGGGGCUAGCAGUGAAGGUAUUCCCGAGACCAAGGAUGUGCAACAGGGCUCAGAUCCGUACAUGCCGGUGGCUGUGUCCCCAUCCCAGCUGGACUUCUACAUAGAUGAGCAGGGUGGUGACACACAGGUGCUCACAUUGUUCAAUGUCAAUGAGCACCCGGUGCACUUUCAGUUGAUGUCAAAUGCACCAAAGCGGUACAGUGUCACAGGGCGAUCAGGGAUAAUCACACCACACUGCUAUGCUGACAUACAGUGCAACAAGUUCUUUGUGUCCCAACAGAGCUGUGCAUCACUGUGA
Molecule: messenger RNA, 524 nt
Organism: Rhipicephalus sanguineus (brown dog tick)
Lineage: Eukaryota; Metazoa; Arthropoda; Arachnida; Ixodida; Ixodidae
Product: motile sperm domain-containing protein 3-like
Exons: 4
Coding region: 114-524 (136 amino acids)
Cellular component (GO): cytoplasm
Source: RefSeq, a predicted model, not a curated record